CUUCCUCUUGCUUCACCGGCAUCUCGAGAGCUUCUCGUUCUCGCAUUCACAGUCAAAUCUGUCCGAGAACUCAAAUCCGGCUCUACGAGUAUCCAGGGGGGGGACCCACGUCCCGCACCAGGACCUUCAAGCUAACCACUCUCUUAUCGAUAGCUGGCUGAGUACCAAGCCGCAGCCUCGGGGCGUCCACGUCAACAAAAUCUAGGCAGUGCUGGGUUCAAAGGUAGCCGAUAUAAAGUUGGAUCCCAUUCCACUUGGUGGACUUCCUCGAUAGGAUCUCUAACGACAUUGCAACUGCAACCCGUACGCUCUCGGGACUUUGUCAUCAAGCUUGCAGGCAAGCCGAAGUCACGGGACUCUUGUGAUCAGAGAUUUGAGAUUUUGAGUGUUCACUUGACAGAUCGGUGGUGAAACGAGUCCCAACAGAUAUGUUUUCCUCGAAGAAACCCUACUCCGCCGUCACCGUUGCUGUCGAGCAACUCACGAGUGAGCGGUUUGAGGAAGAUGACUUGAGUGGGAUCCCGGAUCUUGUGGAGGCUAUCAAGCUUCAAGCCACUGGUCCCGCAGAAGCUGCCCGGGCUAUUCGAAAGAAGCUCAAGUAUGGCAACGUUCACCGCCAACUUCGUGCUCUCACCCUUCUCGAUGGUCUGAUCCAGAAUGCUGGCUCUCGGUUUCAACGUACAUUUGCCGACGAAAUGCUUCUCGAGCGUUUGCGUGUCUGUGGUACUGCUGACCUUUCCGACCCUUUGGUGAGGGAUAAGUGCAAGGUGUUGUUUAGGCAAUGGGCCGUAGAAUAUAAAAACGUCCGCGGACUCGAGCAGAUUGCCGGCCUCUACAAGGAACUUCCUCGUCGGAAGCAAGUUGUCACUCAAGACAAGUCUAAAGUUCUUCGCGAAACAGAGCAGAAUCCCUUCGAGGAUGAUGAGGAAGAAACUCCCCCUCCAGCACCAGCCCCAGUUGCAUCACAUUCUCGAUCAACUUCUCUCGCUACAGGUCAGAGCGCAUCGCCAAGAAGCUCCACCCCUUCGUUCUUCUCCACCUCAACUAAGUCUAAAAAGGACAAGAAGAAAAAGAAAGGCAAGGCUUUCAAUCUGGAAGAAGAGAAGGAAGCGAUGAAGAGCACCAUCGCUGAAGCUUCUGUGGCAUCGACCAAUCUCCUGAACGCCCUCAAACUGAUCAAUCGUGAGAAAGAGCAGAUCUCAGAGAACAAGAACGCAGUUCACCACUUCGAGUUCUGCAAACUACUGCGUCGAAAAAUACUGCGCUAUAUCCAACAUGUUGAAGCGGAGCAAUGGCUUGGAGCACUUCUUCACGCCAAUGAUGAGCUGGUCACGGCUCUCAUGACCUUUGAGCAGCUGGAUAGGUCCAUUGACGCUGAUAGCGACUCCGACGAUGAGCUUGCCGAACAGCAGCAUAUCUACAAGGUCAUGUCUGAGAAAGGCAAGGAACAUGAUACUACACAACAGCUUGCUGGUUUGCAUAUCGGCGGCAAGAGCCCGAGCCCAGAGGCACGGCCUCCACCUCCCCCCAGACCGGUCGUUCAACCACUAGAGGAGGAUGAGGAUGAAGAUGACUUUGAAGAAGAAGACGAGAAUGAUCCGUUCGCUGACCGCAAUGCCGUGACUACCCCGAAAGUUGAGAGAUCUGAGCCUGUCUGGAGGAUUGUUUGAGUUUCCUUUCGAUCCAUGAGCUACGGAGUACGGUGUGUGAAGCGCGGAUUUGGAAGCACAAAUGGCUUUAGUGGAUUUAGAUGAGACCGCAAAAGGCAUGAGAAUGACUGCGAGCGAAAUGAAUCAUGUCUCUUCCUUAUCAGCAUCAUCUCGUGCCAUGCAAGCAGCCUCAACGGACGACUCCAGCGAGUCUAUUUUGAACAGUGUAUUCAUUGUUCCAAAUUUGCUAUUCACGAUAAAUGUUUACAGAUUGGUUAGCGGACGCGAUUGAGUAAUCUUUCAAAUUCAAUCUGGUUAUUUAUAUUAGCGGUGCUGUUCCGUGUCAGCACACAAGACAUUCGUCACCUAGGCUUAGAGUAUUAUUUUUGGUUCGUAAGAAUGAUCAAAUUGUAAUCUAUCAAAAUAUGGCAUCCGUACCCGUAUUAGCUUUAAUAAGUGGGGUUUAGUCGGCACUAUAGAAAUCUUCCUC
This is a messenger RNA of Hyaloscypha bicolor E, 2139 nucleotides long. RefSeq lists its product as uncharacterized. The record is from RefSeq and is a predicted model, not a curated record. Lineage: Eukaryota; Fungi; Ascomycota; Leotiomycetes; Helotiales; Hyaloscyphaceae. Gene Ontology annotation, biological process: endocytosis; actin cortical patch localization; actin filament organization. The coding region runs from base 429 to 1670 and encodes 413 amino acids. Gene Ontology annotation, cellular component: actin cortical patch. Gene Ontology annotation, molecular function: ubiquitin binding; phosphatidylinositol binding. The transcript has 6 exons.